GGCUCCGGUUGGCGGGGUGCGAGGGGCCCGGGGCGGCCGGCGCGGCGGGGCGGGAUGGGGCUGAGCGCGGAGGAGGCGGCGGAGCAGGAGGAUCGCUUCGACGGCAUGUUGCUCGCCAUGGCCCAGCAGCACCAGGGCGGCGUGCGCGAGCUGGUGAACACCUUCUUUAGCUUCCUGAGGAGGAAAACUGAUUUUUUCACUGGUGGAGAAGAUGGAGUAGCAGAAAAGCUGAUCACAGAUACCUUCAACCAUCACAACAAGCUGGCUCAGAAGGAGAGGAAGGAGAAGAAGGCUCGUCAGGAGGCAGAGAAGAGGGAAAAGGCUGAGAGAGCUGCCAAACUUGCCAAGGAAAAGCAGGAAGCAAAUGAGCCCAGGAUUAAGGAGCUCACAGAUGAGGAAGCUGAGAGGCUGCAACUGGAAAUCGAGCAGAAGAAGGAGGUACAAGGACAAGUGAACAACAGCCCAGGGAAACCCUCAGAGGAUGGAGGGGAAUCUCCAGAUUCUAACCAACAGGAAACAGAUGAUGAAGAGGAAGAUGAGAAGGACAAAGGAAAACUUAGACCCAACUCUGGCAAUGGAGCUGACCUUCCAAAUUACAGAUGGACACAGACUCUUUCAGAACUGGAUCUGGCCAUCCCUUUCAAGGUGAACUUCAGGUUGAAGGGGAAGGACAUGGUGGUGGACAUCCAGAGACGGCGCCUCAAGGUUGGCCUGAAGGGCCACUCUCCUGUCAUUGAUGGGGAGCUUUUCAAUGAAGUGAAGGUGGAGGAGAGUUCCUGGCUGAUUGAGGAUGGGAAAACAGUCACUGUGCACCUGGAGAAGAUCAACAAGAUGGAAUGGUGGAACAAACUGGUCUCCACAGACCCAGAAAUCAACACCAAGAAAAUUAAUCCAGAGAACUCCAAGUUGUCAGACCUGGACAGUGAGACCCGUAGCAUGGUGGAGAAGAUGAUGUAUGAUCAGCGGCAAAAAUCCAUGGGCCUGCCCACCUCUGAUGAGCAGAAGAAGCAAGACAUCUUGAAAAAGUUCAUGGAGCAGCAUCCAGAAAUGGACUUUUCAAAGGCUAAAUUCAACUGAGCCCUCCCCUUUCCCCCCCUCUCCCAGCCAGCCCACGGGAUGGGGCAGGAUACCUGGUGCUGGAUAUGUUGGGGUCCCUUCCCUUGGGCCAGGAAACACUUCCAGCAUCCCCACCUGAGCUUGCUGCAGGAGCAGCUUCAUGGAGUCAUCCUCAGUUGUCCUGUGUGGAGCAGAGCAGAAGGCCAUGGAUUCAGCCUGGAUCAGGAACCACCUGCAACACUUCCCAAAGGGCAGUUGGGAGGGAAGGGGGGGUUAGCACAGGGUGUUGGGGCUCCAGGAGCCAGGCUGGAGGGGCCUUGGGACAUCCCUAAUGGAUCCCUUACCUUCAUCUCCUGGCUCUUCAGAGCUGCUCAUCCACUCUUUGCCAUUGCUGUUUGGCAGGAGGUACUCCUGAGUUUUUCACUCCCUUCCCUUUGGCUUUCCUGGGAAAACAAGGGCCAGUUUAUGUCAUUAAAAAAAUUCUCCUUUGGCCUCUUUGGGAGUCUUAAAAAAAAAACCCACUCAAACCAAACCAGCUGUUGCAGUGGAGAGAGACUCUGCUCCUGCUUUCUGCUGCUUCCAUUCAGGAACAGACUGAACCCUCAAGGGAAACCUCCCAUCCUGCAUGGAGAGGUUGCCCUGGAGAGCCUGGGCAAGGGAGAGGAUGUGGGAUGGGGUGGUUGUUUUUUUUUUGGGGUGGGGGGGAUGUUGUUGCUGGGAGUGUGUGUCCUUCCUGCCUCUUUCCCAAGGGCCUCUCUCCCUCUUGGUUCCUGGUGGCUCCACCUCUGCAUGGCCCCCCUGUGUGUGAAACCUGCAGCUCAACAUAAAGGCAAAAGAGUGGCACAA
This is a messenger RNA of Apus apus (common swift), 1902 nucleotides long. It is a transcript of the gene NUDC, whose product is annotated as nuclear distribution C, dynein complex regulator. The record is from RefSeq and is a predicted model, not a curated record. Gene Ontology annotation, cellular component: cytoplasm. The coding region runs from base 55 to 1077 and encodes 340 amino acids. Gene Ontology annotation, biological process: protein folding. The transcript is spliced from 9 exons. NCBI's taxonomy places the organism in Eukaryota, Metazoa, Chordata, Aves, Apodiformes, Apodidae.